CCGUUGAUCCUGCUGCCCGAGCUUCUUCCUCCCACCCGUCGCCGCGGACUGCGAAACUCCAGUUCCACCCCCUGGGGUCCGGCUCUUUCUAGACCUGACGGCUAGGGUUUAUAUUUUUCCCCUUUCUCUUCUUUUGGUUGCCCUUCCCAACCACUCUCGGCUCCUUUUUCCCUUUUCCUAUUCCCGACUCAGAUUCGCUUUCUUCCUGAUACCUGUGACAGGAGCUCCCCCCGCAACGCCUUCCUUCCCCCUAGUCCGCCUUCUCUUCAGGAGUGUUCUCCCCGCCCUUUUCAUCCCCGAGGGAGCGCAAGUACUCCUCUUCAACGGCGGAGCGACCCCCGGUCUCCCUCCUUCGCUGAGGGAGGAGGGGGAAGAGAGAGAGAAAGGGGAAUCGUUUCCCGCCCCGGCUUUCCUGCCUCUGGCCAGCCAUGUCGAGCGAGGAGAGCUACUUGGCCAUCCUGCGCUACUUGACCAACGAGCGCGAGCCUUACGCACCGGGCACCGAAGGCAACGCCAAGCGCAAGAUCCGCAAGGCGGCCGCUUGCUACGUGGUGCGCGGCGGCACCCUGUACUACCAGCGCCGGCAGCGGGACCAACAGCGCUUCGCCGAGCUCGAGGUGGUGCUGCAGGCCGAGCGCCGCGCCCGCCUCAUCCGGGCCGCCCACCUGGAGCCGGACGGCUCCCAUCGGACCCGCCUGCAGACAUGGCAACGCCUCUCCAGGCGAUACUGGUGGCGAGGUAUUCUAAAACAAGUUAAAGAUUAUAUUAAAGAAUGUAGUAAAUGUCAGGAAAAAUUAGAUCGUUCCAGAUCUUUGUCAGAUCCUUCUGAAAUACUGGAAGAACUAGGAUUAGACACAGUAUCUCAUGAAGACAGUAAUGAAACAGAUGAUGAAAUAAGUAAUUCAGCAUCACUCCCUGCAGCAUCACCAAAACCUGUGAAAAAGAAGCCAAUAGCCAAACAUGAGCUUGUAUUUGUUGAUAGUAAAGGGCUUGUGAAACAGUCUUCCCCAAAGCAUUUUCAGUCAGUCUUGAACCAACUGAAUCAGCAGAGGCUUUCAAAUCAGUUCUGUGAUGUUACUUUGCUUAUUGAAGGAGAGGUGUACAAAGCACACAAAUCUAUUUUGGCAGCCAACAGUGAGUACUUCAGAGAACUCUUUAUCGAAAAGGGAGCGGUUUCAAGUCAUGAGGCUGUGGUGGAUCUUUCAGGAUUUCGAAAGGCCAGCUUCCUACCUUUGCUGGAAUUUGCCUACACCUCAGAAUUAACUUUUGAUUUCUGUAACAUGGCAGCAGUAGCUGAAUUGGCUCAGCAUCUCCUAAUGACAGAAGUCCUGGAAAUCUGUGAAACUGUGCACAAACAGAUGGAAGAUAAGCAAAUCACAGUGUAUCAGAAGGGAGAUGUACAGGUAGUAGAGGUGGCUCAGAAUAUGUUAGAACAAAAUGAAAAUGAAGUAAACUCUGUGGAAAGGACUGAGCAGUCUUUGCCUACAGAAGAUACAGUAACAACUGUAAAUGGAACCUGUUCAGGCACUGAAGUUGAAGAGAUGACUACAUCAGAGGCUGACCUGCAGCCUGCUUCCAAGCCUUCUGUGGACAACCCUCCAGAGCCACCAACCCAUUCUCCUAAUAUCGAAACAAGUGAAAAUGAGGAAAAAGGUCAAACAGUUGAAUGUGAAACAAAUCAGACUGAGGUGCAGACUGAGCCUCCAGCAGCAGAACAAGAAGUUGUCAGCACUCAGGCAGAAAGUGAUCAUGAUGAAAAUAUAAGUGGUGAACAGAAUAUGAGCAGUGAAGCAAAUGCGGAUGGUGUUGCUGAAGAUUCCCAGGAAGGACUUAAGCGCAAACGUGGCAGGCCAUGUAAAGCACAGAGUGUUCCUCAGCCACAGGUGGAGACUUCCAUUUCCAGUCAAGAUGAUACAUAUAAAAGCAAGCUUCGCCAGCGUUCUGUUAGCGAGGGUGGCUACAUCAGAUUACACAAGGGUAUCGAGAAGAAACUACAGAAUAGAAAACCAGUCCCCAAAUCGGCUAUCCAGCAGGUUGCCAUGAAGCUGGUGCAAAGAGGCAAGAAGAUGAAGCAGCCCAAAAGAGAGACUAUAGAACACAGUGAGACAGAAGCUCAGCACAAAUGCAAUGAAUGUGGAAUGGUUUUUCAGAGACGUUAUGCUCUUAUAAUGCACACAUUGAAGCAUGAAAGGACGAAAAAUUAUAAAUGUCCACUUUGCAAAAAAGAGUUUCAGUAUGGUGCCUCACUGCGAGCUCACCUGGUUCGCCAUACCCGAAAAAAUGAAGUGACCAUUGCAACUGCUAGCAUAGAAGAAAGUGGUGGAACUGUAAAGGGCAGAACUAAACGCGAAUUUAUUUGUGAUAUAUGUGGAAGAAGUUUACCUAAACUCUACUCUCUGAGAAUCCAUAUGUUGAAACAUACAGGUGUAAAGCCACAUGCAUGUAAGGUUUGUGGAAAGUCAUUUACAUACAAACAUGGUUUAAAGAUGCACCUUGCACUCCAUGAGGCACAGAAACAGUUCAAGUGUGAAUUGUGUGAUAAGUCCUUUGUCACAAAAAGAAGCCUCCAAGAGCAUAUAAGCAUUCACACAGGAGAAUCAAAAUAUUUUUGUUCACAUUGUGGAAAGUCUUUCCAUAGAGCUUCAGGACUUAGUAAGCACAUAAAGAAACACCAACCAAAACCUGAAAUCCGUGGAUAUCAAUGCAACCAAUGUGAGAAAAGUUUUUAUGAAUCUCGGGAUCUCCGGCAGCAUAUGAAUAAGCAUCUUGGUGUGAAACCAUUUCAGUGCCAAUUUUGUGGGAAGUGCUAUAGUUGGAAGAAAGACUGGUAUUCUCAUGUAAAGUCCCAUUCUGUUACUGAUCCUUACAGGUGCAAUGUAUGUGGUAAAGAAUUCUAUGAGAAAGCUUUGUACAGAAGGCAUGUCAAGAAAGCCACUCAUGGGAAGAAAGGGAGAGCGAAGCAAAAUUUGGAACGCAUUUGUAAACACUGUGGGAGAAAAUUUACUCAGCUUCGGGAAUACAGAAGACACAUGAACAACCAUGAAGGUGUUAAGCCUUUUGAGUGUCUGACAUGUGGAGUGGCCUGGGCUGAUGCACGUUCUCUAAAACGCCAUGUGAGAUCACAUACUGGAGAAAGGCCUUAUGUUUGUCCAGUAUGCAAUGAAGCUUACAUAGAUGCCCGUACCUUAAGGAAGCACAUGACCAAGUUCCACCGGGAUUAUGUACCUUGUAAGAUUAUGCUGGAAAAAGACACACUUCAGUUUCAUAAUCAGGGGACACAAGUUGAACAUGCCAUCAGUAUUUUAACGUCUGAUAUGCCAGAACAAGAAACAGAAGUUUGUACUGAAGAAAUUGAGACUGUAGUAGUGACUGAAGAAACACUUGAAGCUGUUGCAGCUACUGAAGAGUGUACAACUGUUUCCACACUUUCUGACCAAAGUAUCAUGCAGGUUGUCAAUUAUGUAUUGGCACAACAACAGGGACAGAAGAUAGCUGAGGUUACAGAAGCUAUUCAGACAGUAGAAGUAGAGGUAGAACAUGUUUCUGAUCAGGACUGAAUACCAAUGUUUAUUAAUGCACAAGCUGAUGAUCUGGGUGAAGCAGCAUGCAAUUAUUGAAGUACUGAUUGGACUUUAAAAUAUAGCUGCAAUUCCAGCACCCCAUUCUUAGUUUCUUGAAUAUGUAAAACCAACUUCUGUAUGUAAAACUAAAAUUGAUGACACCCGUAAGAUAAGCCAUGAACUUGUGCUAAGACUACUGCAUCAGUUGUAAUCACUUAGUAAAACAAAAAUAAAGUCUUCCGUGAUAGUAAGGUAGAUAUGUAGUUUUUGAUUCCUUUUACAAGAGUUUGCUUUUAUAUAAUUAUUUUGCUCUUUAGGGUAGUUUGGUAUACUAAAGAGAUGUACUAGUCAUUUUAAAUUCAUCUAUUUUUGAAGUUUAUAGAGAAGCAGAAUAAAUGGUGUGAUCUGUAAGUUGAUAAAUGGAUGUUAUCAUGACUAUUGUAUUCAUGGGAAUUAUUGUAAGAUGGUCAGUCUGGCUCUGACAUGUUUAUUUGGUUAAAUCUGCACAACUUUAAACAUGAAUGUUUAGAGCUACAAUUUUAAGGCUUCCAUAAGAAAACUAUUUCCAUAAUAUUUACAUUGUCAUCAAGUACAACUCUACAUUACUUUUAACUGUAUUAAGUUAUAAGCAGACUUGCAGGUGAAUUGUUCAUAUUAAUGGGUAUAAAUUUUUAGGUAAUUUUUUCCAUAUCUUGAAAUACUUCCAAAGUGCAUAUCAAGACUAGUAAAUACGUUACUGGUUAAGCCAUGCUUUAUUUACAAAAACUUUAAACCAAGAAGGAACUAAGGCACAUGUAUUGUAUAUAGAAAAAUCAAAGAGUAGUUAUUUUCAAAACUUACAAGUUUUGUCUUCCAUGUGGUUUUAGUGUCCUAACUUUUGUAAAAUACACUAUCUUUAGACAAUUAAAUAAAGCCUGUGUUUGUCUUAA
This is a messenger RNA of Varanus komodoensis (Komodo dragon), 4489 nucleotides long. RefSeq names its product zinc finger and BTB domain containing 11 (gene ZBTB11). The record is from RefSeq and is a predicted model, not a curated record. Gene Ontology annotation, biological process: regulation of transcription by RNA polymerase II. The transcript has 11 exons. The coding region runs from base 429 to 3557 and encodes 1042 amino acids. Gene Ontology annotation, cellular component: nucleus. Lineage: Eukaryota; Metazoa; Chordata; Lepidosauria; Squamata; Varanidae. Gene Ontology annotation, molecular function: protein binding; DNA-binding transcription factor activity, RNA polymerase II-specific; RNA polymerase II cis-regulatory region sequence-specific DNA binding.